AUGGAGCCGGCAAAGGGGAAGAUGAGGAGGACGUCUUCCAGCCUGCUUCUGCGAAUCACGGACAUCUGCAAGGUGCAUUCCGUCGCUGUCGCGGAGAACGUCGGCGAGAAGCCCAACGCCGGCAGCACGGGGGGCAGCAGUGAAGACGGUGCACACCUGAAAAUAUAUCUGCAUCAAGUCUCUGACCAUGAGAGUUGCUCUGGAACUUCCACUGCCCGCUAUGAGGAAGCGGUUGUUGAGAAGCUUCUUGAUGCGGUCUCUGGUCUGAAGCUGGCUUAUGUCAAGGUUCAGCAAGCACAUGUGCCUUAUAAUCCUGAAAAGGUUGCGGCAGCUGGUGAGCAUUUUGUGUCAGAGCUUGAAGAGACAGCUGGGCUUAAAGAUCUGUAUUUUGGUGUCAGCAAGUGGAGCAAUCCAAUGUACCAGUCUCAUGUGAGCUCAAGGAUUCAUGAGCGUCAAAAGCUUGCUCUGGAGUUGCAGGCUGACAUCUGCAAGAAAGAUUCUGAACUUGUUCUGCUGCGAUCAGAAUUUGAAGAACUGGAAAGGAGGAAUAUGGAACUGAAGGAGGAAGUUGACAGGAGAGCGUUGCUCAUGCAAAGAGAAAUAAGUUUUGACAUUGGUAAAGGUGGAUCAAUAGAUAUGUUCAUUGAGUUGUUUGAGAAUUCAUCAAAGUGCAUACAUGAUUUCACGAAACUCGUCAUCAGUUCGAUGAAAGUUUCUGGAUGGGACCUGAGCUACUCUAAGUUUCCAGUCGAUAAAUCUGUUGUAUUUGAGAAAAAGACUGACAAGAAGUAUUGUGUUGAGGCGUACUUUGCUCGGGCAAUGCUGAUGGUGACCAGAGAGGAGUAUUUUUCCAUGGAUUCAUUUUACCAUGUUAUGAGUUUCAAGGAUCCAUUCGAUGCUCUUGUUGAGUCCCCAAAUUCAACCUUUGGAAGAUUCUGCCGAGAAAAGUACCUGGUUGCUGUACCAAGUAAUAUGGAGGAUUCCUUCUUCGGAAAUUUGGAUCACAGAGCAUUUGUCGAGAUGGGCGGCCAUCCAAGGACACAAUUAUACCAGACAUUUGCAAGAAUGGCUAGAUAUGUCUGGGCAUUGCUCACAGUUGCUUGCUUCUUGAAACCAAGGGCUGAGAUGUUCUUUGUCAAGAGUGGCGUUCAGUUUCAAAAGAAGCACAUGGAAAGUGUACCAGCUAAGCUGACCACAGAGGAAACAAAGAUCAGUGUUGGGUUUACAGUAAUGCCGGGCUUUAAGAUCGGAUGCACUGUCAUCCGGUGCAGGGUCUACCUGUCCAUGCUCAACACAAGAGACUCCUAA
Messenger RNA from Miscanthus lutarioriparius, 1308 nucleotides. NCBI's taxonomy places the organism in Eukaryota, Viridiplantae, Streptophyta, Magnoliopsida, Poales, Poaceae. The record is from the annotation of a GenBank genome assembly.